This is a messenger RNA of Phoenix dactylifera (date palm), 1182 nucleotides long. Lineage: Eukaryota; Viridiplantae; Streptophyta; Magnoliopsida; Arecales; Arecaceae. The record is from RefSeq and is a predicted model, not a curated record.
AUGAAGAGGAUAGAGAAACAAGGAAGAAAAGCAUAUGCUUGUAUAUUUCUUCAUUCUCAGAACAGUGUCAUAGCCCUCUCUUUUAUAGAGGAGGGUGGUUGUGUACAAUUACCGAAAGAGAUUGGCAGACUAGUUCAGUUGCAAUAUCUUAAUUUAUCCUGUACAUACAUCAAAGCAUUGCCGAAGGAGCUGGCAUGUCUUAAAGAGCUGAAGUACUUGCUACUGAGAUCUGUACAUCCUUCUCCCUUGAGAAUACCUCGUGGUGCGAUAUCAAAUCUUUCUAAACUGCGGCUGCUUGAUCUCUAUGGAACCGAGUAUGAAGUCUUGCAAGUUGAAAGUGGCAGAGGUCGUGGUCAUGAAGAGAAUACAGCAUGUUUGGAAGAGCUGGAAGAACUGAACUCGAAGGUGAUGUUGUCGACAACUCUUGGAAUUAUGGUAAAUGCAGUGCCGGCCCUCCAAAUGCUCUCCAGGUUUGACAAAAUAGUUACCCGGCGCCUCUUCCUCUGCAUAGAGAGGAUGAGCAGCUCGGCAUCCAUCCAGUUGACACCAUCCAUCGUCAAAGCCCAACUUGGAAGCCUCAAAAUGUUGAAGAGCCUGCAGAAUCUAAUGAUCGCACGCAGUGAGUCCUUGGUGGAGCUGGAGGUGGAUGGCGAGGACCGGGAUCAUGACAUGGAUUGGCAGCUUCCAGAUCUUGACCGUCUCGAACUCGUUUACCUCAAGAAAUUAAAGGUGGUAAAUUGGACAAGAGUAUCGAUCUCAGAUUUCCUUCCGCAGCUGCGGUCUGUGAUGAUUGAAGAUUGCCCUGAGUUAGAGAAUGCUAAUUGGGUUCUGCUGCUCCCACGGCUCGAGACUCUAGAGAUAUAUUCGUGCCCCAAAAUGCAGCGAGUGAUCGAUGAUUCAGUAGGCAACCAUGUUGGCUAUAACUCGGCAUCUGCCUUCCGUUGUCUUAGGAUAAUGAUUCUGUAUGAAUUGGGGAGCUUGACUAGCAUCUGUGAUCAGGCAAUCAGUUUCCCUUCAUUGAAAAUCAUGGAAAUUGGUUCUUGUGACGAGCUGAAGCAGCUGCCCGUCAAGAUCAUGGGGAGCAACUUACGGGAGAUACGUGGCAGUGAAGGAUGGUGGCAAAGCUUACAGUGGCAGGAUGAGGACGUGAAAAACUCCUUCCUCCCCUAUUUCAGGAGAUAA